This is a messenger RNA of Cryptococcus deneoformans JEC21, 1819 nucleotides long. RefSeq lists its product as hypothetical. Gene Ontology annotation, cellular component: cis-Golgi network; endoplasmic reticulum-Golgi intermediate compartment; Golgi apparatus. The coding region runs from base 110 to 1729 and encodes 539 amino acids. Lineage: Eukaryota; Fungi; Basidiomycota; Tremellomycetes; Tremellales; Cryptococcaceae. The record is from RefSeq and is a predicted model, not a curated record. Gene Ontology annotation, biological process: UDP-glucose transmembrane transport. Gene Ontology annotation, molecular function: antiporter activity. The transcript has 6 exons.
UUUGUUUCCGUCUCUCAGCAUCCCACUCAUGUCAACAUAGCCCAGCGCCAACCUAUCGUAUAUACACUGUCCACCGCUUCUCCCCAGCUCGCCCUUCAGCAACACCACCAUGGACAGAGACACGGAGUUAAUCGCAGGUCCAAGCCGUCCCGCCGUCUACGAACCGGUAUCGGUCCAAGACACUUCAUUCGACGCUCCUCCCGGUUAUUCCCAAAGUGAACGUACAUACGAUGCUGAACCUAGUGGAUAUCAAACCGGAAAUCCAUCUUUUUCAAGAGAUCCAACGUUUGAGCGAAAUAGAACGAGUAUAGAUGGGGUUAACCAUCAACAUGAAGGACAUCGACAUGCGACGUUGGCUAUGAAGAAGGCUUUGUGGUGGAGAAAUGCCAUCGUCACUGGGAUAUUCAUCUUAACAUGGUACGCAUUUGCGACCCUCUUAUCGCUCUACAACAAGUGGAUGUUCUCACCGCAAUACUACAACUUUCAAUAUCCAUUAUUCGUGACAGCAUGCCAUAUGGUUGUACAGUUUACUCUGGCAAUGCUGAUCAGAUUGAUUUGGGCAGACAAGUUUCGGCCCAAAGAGAGGCCCACGAGGAGAGACUAUCUGACAAAGAUCUUGCCUACAGCGGCAUCUACUGGUGGCGAUAUAGGACUGUCAAAUCUGAGUUUGAAGACCAUCACCUUGAGUCUCUACACCAUGUGCAAGUCUUCGACGCUUAUUUUCGUCCUCAUCUUCGCCUUUGCCUUUCGCCUCGAAACCUACUCUCUCCGUCUCAUAUCGGUCAUCUCCCUCAUCUCCUUUGGUGUCUUCUGCAUGGUUUUCAACACUACCGCAGUCUCUAUCCCCGGUGUCCUCAUGGUCUUUUCUGCUUCCGCUCUUGGUGGUUUACGCUGGGCGUUGACCGAGCUGGUGAUGCACAAGAAGGCAAUGGGGCUUUCGAACCCUUUUGCGACCAUUUUUUGGCUAGCGCCGCUAAUGGCACUGGCGCUAGCAGUUGUAAGUAUGAUUGCGGAAGGGUGGUUUGGGAUUCUGAGGAGUGAGUUUUUUGACGGGUGGAGGGCGGUAGAGACUGGAGGUGUCAUUGUGUUGCCGGGGACAUUGGCUUUCGCGAUGGUCGCGAGUGAAUACUUUGUCAUCCAGAGGGCUGGUGUUGUUCCGCUUUCGAUUGCGGGUAUUUUUAAGGAAGUGUCAACUAUCUCUAUCUCGGCUUGGGUAUUUGGAGAUCAGUUGACGACGUUCAACAUCAUUGGAGUGGUUAUCACCAUCACUGGUAUCGCCUUGUACUCGUUCCACAAGUACCAGAAAUCCAUAUCCUCUACCGUCGAGCUAGACGCGGAAGGAAAACCUAUUACCACAGACGACUCUGUCGAACCUCUUAUGGACGCUUUCGACAUUCGACACUCUUCUGUCGGUAAUCGCCAGUCUUAUGAGCAUGACCCGAUGACAUUGACCACCAACAACGUUCCUCUAUCUUACCUUUCCUCGUCAGCCAAUCCUUCUUCACACGACGUCCCACUGACAACAACGGAAGAGAGAGGGAGAGAAGAGGAAGAGGUGAACAAGGCAAAGAAUGACUUUGAAGGGUGGGAUCGGCCGGGAGAAUGGAGUGGGGAUGAGGAAGAGUUGGAAGAAGUUGACGAGGAAGAGGUGGAGCUCAGAAGGCAGGAGAGAGAAGGACAAAAGAAUAAACAAGGCAAAUGGGCAGAGUGGUUAGACAAGCAGAUGUAGAUUAGUUUGUAAUCAUAAGGUAAUUUCGGGAUUACGGUGCACUUUUUUCUUUGAUAGAAUCACGAUGUGAUGGUACAUAUUAUAGCUAGC